Messenger RNA from Pelobates cultripes (western spadefoot toad), 585 nucleotides. The record is from the annotation of a GenBank genome assembly. NCBI's taxonomy places the organism in Eukaryota, Metazoa, Chordata, Amphibia, Anura, Pelobatidae.
AUGGAUGUUAGCCUAUAUACGGUGAUACCACAUGAUGCUGGGGUGGAAGCUAUGCGGCAAGUUUUGACUCAAUCCACUACUUAUCAUGGUCCCCCCAUAGAGUAUACUUUGGAACUACUUACUUUGACUCUACAGAACAACUACUUUCGUUUUGAAGAUAGUUGGUACCUGCAAGUGGCUGGCACAUCAAUGGGUGCAUCUAUGGCGCCUAUGUACGCCGAUGCGUAUAUGUACAUCUAUGAGAAGGAGCACAUAUUAGAGAAAUACCAACGCAAUAUAUUAGCUUAUUACAGGUUUAUUGACGACCUGUUCAUCAUAUGGAGUGGAACAUGUGAAUCAGCCCACGAAAUGGUUCGAGAACUCAAUCUCCUUUCAACACCAGUAAGAUUUACUGCGGAUAUUAGCACUGAGAAGGUGCACUAUCUGGAUUUGGAAAUCUCAUUGGGAGCAACAAACUUACAAUAUUCUCUCUAUACAAAGCCUACGGACAGAAAUACACUCCUUCAUUACCAAAGUGCACAUCCCAGGGCUCUGAAAAAUUCAUUACCGAAGGCACAGUUCCUAAGAGUAAUCAGGAACAACUAG